CUCUCCCUUAUUUCUUCUCCCUUCCCUCCUCCCCUUCUCCUCUCCCUCCUCUCUUUCAACCCUCCUUGCUUCUGGGCCGGUAAUCUUGAAAUGAUUCCACCGCCCACGCUAGCUUUUCAUUCCUACUAUUACCGGUCCAUGCCUUGCCAGUCAUAAGCAAGUAUCAAGAUGCGGGGAGUACAGAUUUUUUCUGGCACAUCCCACCCUUCCCUGGCGGAGACCAUCUGUGAGCGAUUGGGCACCCAGCCAGCUCGAGCCAACCUCGGGAAAUUCAGCAAUGGCGAGACCAGAGUAGACAUUGGCGUCUCUGUUCGGAACCAAGAUGUCUACAUCCUCCAGAGUGGCAGCGGAAAGAUCAACGACAGUGUGAUGGAGCUGUUGAUUAUGAUCUCUGCCUGCAAGGGUGGCUCCGCAAAAUCUAUCACAGCGGUCAUGCCGUACUUCCCGUACUCUCGCCAAUCCAAGAAGAAGAGCCAUCGUGGCGCCAUCACUGCCCGCAUGUUGGCCAACCUCCUCUCGGUCGCUGGAGUGGACCAUGUGAUCACCCUGGAUCUACAUGCAUCGCAAAUGCAGGGCUUCUUUGGCAAGCCGGUGGACAACCUAUUUGCCGAACCUUUCAUUGCCCGAUGGAUUCGCAUGAACGUCCCCAGCUGGAAGGAGGCCGUUGUUGUGAGCAAGAAUGCCGGUGGCACCAAGCGUGUCACGUCCCUCGCCGAUACCUUGAAGCUCAACUUUGGUAUUGUCACGACAGACAGACGGCGCCCUAAGGUCCCUAUGUCGAUGACGGAUAGCACCGUCUUCUUCGACUCGAUUGAGGAAGAGAGCACCGCCUCGUCCAAGGACCAAGAUCCCUUCGCUUUGCACAUCCAAAGCGCAAACAGUGAUAACGGCCAGGGCGAAGACUUGAGAGAAGAGACCAACACCAACAUGGAAUCUCUCGUGGCGGCCAACCUCCUGCGUCCAGAGACCCCGACAGGCGCUCGCCGUCCGUCGGAGUUGGAAGCUGCACAUGAGUACACCGAUGUUCGCGUUCAGGACGUGAUCACCGGCCGUCUCGUCCAGGGUCACCUGGUCGAUGAUGACUAUCCCUCCACUGGUCCCACUUCUGUACCUGCUUCAGGCGAAACAACCCCAGGUCAGAAUGCCAGCGGCGAGCCCUCGGAAGCGGUCCCCGAGUCGAUGGUCAACUCCCUGAUCUCGACCACCCCUUCCCUUCCCGGCGAUCACGCUCUGGGCGGCUCGUUUGAUGCUGCUGAGUCCUCCGACGAGGAGGGUAGCGUUGGACGUCACGCUGAACAAGAGAAAACUAUUACUCUUGUCGGCGACGUACGUAACCGGACCGUCUUUAUCGUCGAUGACAUGAUCGACAAGAGCGGAUCAUGGAUUGCUGCCGCGGAGACGGUCGUCAAGAAGGGCGGUGCGAAGAAGGUCUACUGCAUUGCCACCCACGGUCUCUUUGGGGAUGAAUCUCUGGAGCAGAUGGAAGCAUGCAAGGCCAUCGACUAUAUCGUCGUCACAAACACCUUCCCUAUUGCCCCGCAAGUCGCCAAGAAGUCGCAGAAGUUGAUUGUCAUCGACAUCUCAAGUCUUUUAGCGGAGAGCAUCAGGCGCCAUCAUUAUGGCGAGAGUGUUUCGGCUUUGUUUCAUCUAAAUGACUAGAUGCCCUGAGUAUUGCAUCUCAAUUCAAGCGGACAUUUCUUUUACAACCUUUCCCCUUUUCCCCCCAAUCAUCCAUAUCACGAGCGUAAGCGAGCUGGGUAUCGGAUAAGAUGAUGACUAAAGACAGUGAUGACGAGUGUUUUGAUGAUCUUCUCCAUAUUCUCUGCAGCGGGUGACUCUUUUCUAAACUUGCUGUGUUGAUGAUGAUGCAUGCAUGCACAUAAGACCAGUCUAUGUGGUGAUACACGGCAGGAUACCUCUUCUGUUAUCAGCACCUAAAUACUGAAUGAUACCAUUAACCAUAUGAGCAUCGAUGUCUUGCUCGGGCGGGCUCACGGCUAUAGG
Aspergillus homomorphus CBS 101889 is the source of this 2004-nucleotide messenger RNA. RefSeq names its product ribose phosphate diphosphokinase subunit PRS1. Gene Ontology annotation, molecular function: ribose phosphate diphosphokinase activity; magnesium ion binding. Lineage: Eukaryota; Fungi; Ascomycota; Eurotiomycetes; Eurotiales; Aspergillaceae. The coding region runs from base 169 to 1659 and encodes 496 amino acids. The record is from RefSeq and is a predicted model, not a curated record. Gene Ontology annotation, cellular component: ribose phosphate diphosphokinase complex; cytoplasm. The transcript has 5 exons. Gene Ontology annotation, biological process: 5-phosphoribose 1-diphosphate biosynthetic process; ribonucleoside monophosphate biosynthetic process; purine nucleotide biosynthetic process.